Octodon degus (degu) is the source of this 3875-nucleotide messenger RNA. It is a transcript of the gene Arid4a, whose product is annotated as AT-rich interaction domain 4A. Bases 186 to 3875 code for a protein of 1229 amino acids. Gene Ontology annotation, cellular component: nucleus. The transcript is spliced from 24 exons. Gene Ontology annotation, biological process: regulation of transcription by RNA polymerase II. Gene Ontology annotation, molecular function: transcription cis-regulatory region binding. The record is from RefSeq and is a predicted model, not a curated record. NCBI's taxonomy places the organism in Eukaryota, Metazoa, Chordata, Mammalia, Rodentia, Octodontidae.
AAAUCGGGGCGAGUGGGGAACCCAGUGCUGGGACUGCCGCCGCGGCCGGGAGUGGGGCUACCAGGACGGGGGGCCUCGGCGGCCCGAGGGGCGUAGGACGCAAGGGCUGACAACGCACUCCUCGUCCGCGGCCGCGACAGAGGAGAGAACUCGUGGAACUGGAGCCUCACAGAUCCCCGGUGAAAAUGAAGGCGGCCGACGAGCCUGCCUACCUGACUGUGGGCACGGACGUCAGUGCCAAGUACCGCGGUGCCUUCUGCGAGGCGAAGAUCAAGACUGUGAAAAGGCUGGUGAAGGUGAAGGUACUCCUGAAACAGGAUAAUACAACACAAUUGGUGCAGGAUGACCAAGUCAAAGGUCCUUUAAGAGUUGGAGCAAUUGUUGAAACGAGGACUCCUGACGGAUCCUUUCAGGAAGCCAUUAUCAGCAAGCUGACCGAUGCCAGCUGGUACACUGUGGUGUUUGAUGAUGGUGACGAGAGAACACUGAGACGGACCUCUCUGUGCCUGAAAGGCGAGAGGCACUUUGCAGAGAGUGAGACCCUCGAUCAACUUCCGUUAACAAAUCCAGAACAUUUUGGAACUCCAGUAAUUGCCAAGAAGACGAACAGGGGAAGGAGGUCCUCACUUCCUGUGAAUGAAGACGAGAAGGAAGAAGAAAGUAGUGAAGAGGAAGAAGAAGAGAAACAUCGUCUCAGUGAUGAGUUAUUAGGAAAAGUUGUGAGCGUGGUUUCCACAGCCGAAAGGACUGAGUGGUACCCCGCGUUGGUAGUCUCUCCCGGCUGUAAUGAUGACAGUUAUGCCAUAGCAAGGAAGGACAUUAAGGAAAUGGACGUUCUCAGUUUGCCAGAAUCUGAGCUCUCCACCAAGCCAGGGCUGCAGAAAGCAAGUAUCUUCUUAAAAGCCAGAGUUGUUCCUGACAAUUGGAAAAUGGAUCUAAGUGAAAUCCUGGAGUCAUCCAGUAGCGAUGAGGAGGGUGGCCCAGCUGAGGAAAACGAUGAAGAGAAAGAGAAGGAAGCCAAGAAGGAUGAGGAUGAGGUGCUUGAGGAAGAACUUGAUCCUGAAGAGAGAGACAACUUCCUCCAGCAGCUCUAUAAGUUUAUGGAAGACAGAGGUACUCCAAUCAACAAACCACCUGUCUUGGGCUAUAAAGAUCUCAAUCUCUUCAAACUUUUUAGACUGGUUUACCAUCAGGGUGGAUGUGACAAUAUCGAUAGUGGUGCUAUAUGGAAGCAAAUUUAUAUGGACCUUGGCAUUCCGAUUUUGAACUCGGCUGCUUCCUACAAUGUAAAAACUGCUUAUAGAAAGUAUCUCUAUGGUUUUGAAGAGUACUGCCGCUCUGCAAAUAUUCGAUUUAGAACCAUUCAUCAUCAUGAGCCAAAAGUAAAAGUGGAAAAGAAAGACUCGGACGAAUCAAUGGCAGAGGCUCUCGCAGUAGAUCCAGAAAUGCCGUUAGUGGAAGUAAAGAGCGAGCUAGAGGAAAAUACUGAUUCAAAUAGUGAGAGUGAAAGAGAAGACAGCGAAUUAAAAUCUCCAAGGGGCCGAAGGAGACUUGUUCGAGAUGUAAAUUCUAUUAAAAAGGAAUUUGAAGAAGAGAAAACAGAAGACAAACUAAAAGAUAUUGAUACAGAAAAUAAGGAUGUGGACGAUGACUAUGACACUGCAGAGAAAGAAGAAAACGGGCUGCUACUGGGGAGAAAAACUACACCCAAGCCAAAAGAGAAGAGAGUCAGAAAGCAAGAGGGCUCCGACCGAGACUCGGAGGGCGAGGACGAGAAGAGCCAAGAGAGGGAAGAAACGGAGAGCAAAUGUGACUCAGAAGGGGAGGAAGAUGAGGAAGACAUGGAACCCUGUCUAACGGGAACCAAGGUGAAAGUAAAAUACGGACGAGGAAAAACUCAGAAAAUCUAUGAAGCCAGCAUUAAAAGCACUGAAAUCGAUGAUGGAGAAGUUUUAUACUUGGUACAUUAUUAUGGAUGGAAUGUCAGGUAUGAUGAGUGGGUGAAGGCUGACAGGAUCAUCUGGCCUUUGGACAAAGGUGGCCCAAAGAAAAAACAAAAGAAGAGAGCCAAGAAUAAAGAAGAUGGCGAGAAGGAGGAUAAGCGGGAUGAGGACAGGCAAAAGACGAAGCGGGGCCGGCCUCCUUUAAGGUCUGCCCUCUCGUCCAGCCUGCCCUUCGGGUUAUCUAGGACAGCAAACAGCGAAGGAAAAUCAGACUCCUGUUCAUCUGAUAGCGAAACAGAAGACCCUUUAGACAAGAGUUUGAUCAGUGAAGAACUGUUUCCUGAUUCUAAAGAAGAAUUAGAAAAAUCUGACUCUUUAAACGAUGACAAGCUCGAUGAGGAGACGGCCAAGAUGGCUGCACACGCGCUCCGGGAGCCGGACGGGACGCCGGUGCCUUUGCUGGAGGCCCUGCAGCCCGAGGCCGGCGAGGGUGAGCAGGUGGCCCAGCUUUUCGGAAGCAAAGUGGAGCGAGGUGAGGAUGUCAAGAAGGACACAGAGAAGUCUCCAAAAGGCAAGGGAAGGCGAAGCAAGACAAAAGAGAUCUCUUUAGAAAUUAUAAAGCUGGCGUCGUUUGGCCCAGGGGAAGCCGGGAGUGAGGCUCCCGGGAACGGCCCUGUUCCUGACCUUUCCUCCCUGGACAGCAAGAGCUCGGCUUCGGCGGCUGAGGAUGAUGUCGACCCGUACGGGAAGGACAAAAGGCUGAAGCGGAAACUGCCUGGGCUGCCAUCCCCGGAGAAGAAAGCCAGAAUGGAGAACGGACUGGGUGUGGCCGUGGCCGGGGACAUCGAGGCCCCAGGGAGUCCUGAGUGCACUGGGUUGCACGCUGGAGUUCCCCACAGUCGCUGCCCCUGUACACAGGACCCCCCAGUGGGCAUCGCGCCACUGCGGGUCGAGGACGACGUCCUGCCGCUGAUUGGGCCUGAAACCCUGGUGUGCCACGAGGUAGACCUGGACGAUCUAGACGACAGGGACAGGGCUGCUGCGCAGGAGGCCAGUUCCCCGGGUCCUGGGCCCCCUGGGCUCCCCACGGCUGCCUCACCACUAGCCCUCAGCCAGGAUGGGUCCAGGAGCGAGAGCGACACCACAAUCGAGGUGGACGGCGUGGCCAUAGAGGUGGACAGCGUGGCCGAGGAGCUGCCAGAAGGCCUCUGCGAGCCGGAGCUGGGAGUGGCCGGCAGGCUGGACACAGGCCCCGCCGCCUGCAGCGAACCCACGCAGGACCGAGAGGGCAGAGAGAAGGGUCAGAAAAGGCCAAGCGAUGGAAACAGUGGAUUAAUGGCAAAAAAACAAAAGCGUACCCCCAAACGAACAAGUGCCGUAGCCAAAAAUGAAAAGAACGGAGCAGGGCAGAGCAGCGACAGUGAAGACCUCCCUGCUGUGGACAGCUCCAAUAAAUGUACUCCAGUAAAGCAUCUUAAUACAUCUAAGCCACCAAAGCUCGCGCGCUCUCCGGCCAGAAUCUCCCCUCACAUCAAAGAUGGAGAGAAAGAGAAGCAACGAGAAAGGCAUCCCAAUUCCUCCCCCCGGACAUACAAGUGGAGCCUUCAACUCAGUGAAUUAGAUAACAUGAAUAGUACAGAAAGAAUCUCUUUUCUCCAAGAAAAACUACAGGAAAUCAGAAAGUACUACAUGUCUUUGAAAUCCGAAGUUGCAACCAUAGACAGGAGGAGAAAAAGAUUAAAAAAGAAGGACCGAGAAGACCGGAGGCCGGCAGCCUUCCGUUUCGCUGUGGGUGUGGUCGUGCUAAGCGUGCAGGUCCUAAGAGUUCACUGCCUGCGACACUCGCUCUGUGCUGCACACACCUGUAUCAGCUGCACCAUCACAGGCACGCUGUCAGUUGUCACCAGGUUCCCCAAAAUGGGUCGGGCAUAA